Pseudozyma hubeiensis SY62 is the source of this 1425-nucleotide messenger RNA. RefSeq lists its product as hypothetical. Gene Ontology annotation, biological process: branched-chain amino acid catabolic process. Gene Ontology annotation, molecular function: oxidoreductase activity, acting on the aldehyde or oxo group of donors, disulfide as acceptor. The record is from RefSeq and is a predicted model, not a curated record. The transcript has 2 exons. NCBI's taxonomy places the organism in Eukaryota, Fungi, Basidiomycota, Ustilaginomycetes, Ustilaginales, Ustilaginaceae. The coding region runs from base 1 to 1425 and encodes 474 amino acids.
AUGAGCCGACUGCGCUUGCCUAACCACCUGCGCGCGUCGGCUCGUCCCAUCGCUGUCAGCGCCUGCAAUGUCAACUCGGCUCGCCCCUUCGCCUCAUCCUCGCUCCUACGCAAAGACGGCGACGAACCACAAGGACAUCUACCCGGCCAUCCAUCCUCGGUCUUCCUCACCUCGCUCAACGAUAGCUUCUUCGACAGUGUCAAACCCAAAACCCUCUCCGGCAACCAGAACGCCAAAGGCGGCAUCCCCACCUAUCGACUCAUGGACGGUGUCGGCCGCCUCCUACCUGGAGUCACAGACGAGAUGGUCUCCAUCACACAAGACGAAGCGGUCAAGAUGUACCGCACCAUGCUUCUGCUACCACAGAUCGACGUCAUCCUCUACAACGCGCAGCGUCAGGGUCGAAUCUCGUUCAUGAUGACUUCGUACGGCGAGGAGGGCGCCGUGAUCGGAAGCGCUGCUGGGCUCGACGCCAAAGACGAAGUGUUUGCGCAGUACAGAGAGUCCGGUGUGUUGCUGUGGAGGGAUUUCUCGAUCGAUCAUUACAUGUCGCAGGUGUUUGGUGCAGAGGACGAUCUGUGCGGCGGAAGGCAGAUGCCGAUCCACUUUGGUAGCACGCAGCAUCACUUUCACACCAUCAGCAGUCCGCUAGCGACGCAGAUCCCACAGGCGGCAGGUGCAGGGUACGCGCUCAAGAGGACAAAGGGGAGGGAGGGCAACGUGGUCAUCUGUUACUUUGGCGAAGGUGCUGCGAGCGAAGGCGACUUCCACGCCGGAAUGAAUCUCGCUAGCACGACAAAGAGUCCGGUCAUCUUCUUUGUCCGUAACAACGGCUACGCCAUCUCCACACCCGCAGCCGAACAGUUCCGCGGCGACGGCAUCGCCUCUCGUGGUCCCGGCUACGGCAUGCUCACCCUCCGAGUCGACGGCAACGAUGCACUUGCCGUGCGCUCCGCCGUGAAAGCAGCCAAGUCCAAAGCCCUGUCGGAACAGCGUCCCGUGCUGAUCGAGGCCAUGACCUAUCGAGUCGGCCAUCACUCGACAUCCGACGACUCCUCCGCCUACCGUUCCAAGCAAGCCGUGGAAAGCUGGAAGCAGAUGGACAAUCCUUUGCACCGCAUGCGCAACUUCCUCACCGAUCGAGGGUGGUGGAACGAUACGCUGGAGGAGGAGACGAAGACGCAACAUCGAAAGACGGUCAUCGAGGCGAUGGGAAGGGCGGAGAAGAAGAAGAGGCCACAGCUGAGCAGUCUGUUCGAGGGGACGUACAGGGGUGAGAUGCCAUCGAAUCUGAAGGAGCAGCGCGCAGAGCUGGCCGAGUUGCUGGAAAAGUACGGGUCGUUGCCGGGUUGGUCCAAGGAACUGGCCAAGCAUGCCAAUGCGGGUAAGGAUAUGGAGCAGUACAGGGAGAAGCGGCAGAUGUAG